Dothidotthia symphoricarpi CBS 119687 is the source of this 1083-nucleotide messenger RNA. RefSeq lists its product as uncharacterized. The transcript is spliced from 3 exons. The coding region runs from base 1 to 1083 and encodes 360 amino acids. NCBI's taxonomy places the organism in Eukaryota, Fungi, Ascomycota, Dothideomycetes, Pleosporales, Dothidotthiaceae. The record is from RefSeq and is a predicted model, not a curated record.
AUGCGAAGCAAACCAGAUGAGGGUGAAGAGCCCCACGGGUGUCACUGCAUAUAUACAAGGAGCACAGCGCCCGCAAACUCCCGCGUCCGUUUGUUGCACUCGCUGCUUGUCAUACUGCUAUCUUGGAGCUCUCUGUUCGGUGGCGUCUCCGCACAUGGUCAUCGAUCAGCGCUGCUGCUGCCCGUUGUGCCUGAGCAAGACACCCUAGCGUGGAAGGGAUCGCCUCUGCUCCUCGACAACCGUCCACCGCCGCUGAUUCCACUAUUCAUGCCUUCUCUACAUAUCGUCCAUGAUGCAUCCAAAGCGCUGUCUGCGCCGCCCUCCAAGCGCUCCAUCACAACCGAUCCAAAGGUCUCGGCAACCGCCUUUACUGUCCCGUCGGCCUUUGAUACGGGCAUGUCGAAUAAUUUCUCUACUUCUUGCUCCGCCUACUUGAACCGCCUGAGACAGAACAAAGACUUCAAUGACUGCCAUCCGUUCUCUUUGCUCCUACAGACUUCAAGUGGCUUCUUCGACGCGUCGAGAUCGUUUCUACGCAUAACCCAGACCUUGGACGCGACUUGUGGUGUCAAUGUAAAACAAUGCACGGCAACAUUGGACGGUCUCGCGCGGGAAUUGGUGACCGACACCGCAUGCAAAACAGACUACGACAACGACAAUCCUAUUGUUCUGCAGGCGUACAAUGGCCUUAUAGCGUACGAGGCGUCCUACCAGGCCAGUUGCUUGAAGAGCGACACAGGAAACUACUGUUUCGCAGACGCCGUCAGCAACACAACAUCCACCACAGACUCAUACCCCUACUACCUGCCCAUCGGCCAGAUUCUUCCCGGCGGAUCGCGUCCAACCUGCAAUACGUGCUUACAAGACGCCAUGGCCAUCUUCGCAUCCUUCGCCGGCAAUCACACACAGCCCAUCAGCAAAACGUACACGUCCGCCGCGCAACAACUCGCGAUUUCCUGCGGCAAGGAUUUCGUCAGCACCACGGCUGCACCGCUGAAAGGCGCUGCUACGACUUCCACACCGGCGGCCUUGACGCCUACAUUAACACUGCUUCUAAUGUUUAUACUCUACUUCUUCCAGUGA